Molecule: messenger RNA, 3959 nt
Organism: Papilio xuthus (Asian swallowtail)
Lineage: Eukaryota; Metazoa; Arthropoda; Insecta; Lepidoptera; Papilionidae
Product: smoothened, frizzled class receptor
Exons: 11
Coding region: 84-2441 (785 amino acids)
Biological process (GO): pattern specification process; central nervous system development; commissural neuron axon guidance
Cellular component (GO): cilium; dendrite; plasma membrane
Molecular function (GO): transmembrane signaling receptor activity; patched binding
Source: RefSeq, a predicted model, not a curated record
AAAAAUUAUUUUGCAAUUACAUAUAGGUGACCUUCUUUGCAUGGAAUUUCUGGUAAUUUUACACUUGGGAGGUAGUAAAUCUUAUGAAAGCUGCAGAUUGGAAGAGUGAAGAAUUGACCAACAUUUUCGCAGAGCAAGAAGCGGCCAAGGCGGAGAAGUUUGUCGACGUUUUUAUAAUGUUUUGGAGAUGGGUGUACUGGCUGGCGAUGGUUUCAUUAUGUACGGCGAGCCAAUAUGACACAGGAGGUGAUAAAAAUUCCAUAACAGAUAUUGGAGACAAUGCGACAGAACGCUUGGAACCCAUCAAUGGAACACCAAACUUUAGACUAAUCAAACCGGAGAAAGCCACACAAUGGUUUCCAGAACGAGAAAUAAAACUUGAUAGUUGUGUCCGCAAAGCAAGAUGUGAAACAUUAGGCAAAAACACAUGUUUAGGUGUUAAAUUACCAUAUGAUAAAACAAGUGUGCAUCUAACAUUCUAUGAUACACAAAAUAAAAUACAAAAUCAGUUGGAAUUGUAUAGGGAAUUGAUAAAUGUACCGAAAUGUUGGGCUGUGGUACAACCGUUAUUGUGUGCCGUGUUUAUGCCUAAAUGUGAAAGAAUACUUGGACAAGACAUGGUGUAUCUUCCCUCAUAUGAAAUGUGCAAAAUAACAAUGGAGCCUUGCGCUAUUUUAUACAAUACUUCUUACUUUCCAUCAUUUUUGAGAUGCAAUACCACAAGGUUUCCUUCAAAAUGUGAUAAUACAGCUAGAGAAAUGAAGUUUAAUACAUCUGGAAAAUGUUUAUCACCUUUAAUACAUACUGAUAAAACUGUACAUUUUUAUGAAGGUAUAUCAGGAUGUGGACUACCCUGCCGUGACCCGUUGUACUCAGAGGACGAACACCAACAAAUACACAGACUGGUAGCAUGGGGUGCAGGAGUCUGCUUGGCUUUUAACCUUCUGACUGUUGCCACAUUCCUUAUUGAUUGGCGUAGUGCUAACAAGUAUCCAGCUCUUGUCAUCUUUUACAUAAAUGUGUGUUUUGCUGUUGCUUCGAUGGGUUGGCUGGUACAAUUUGGAGUUGGAUCAAGAGAUGACAUUGUAUGCUCAAAAGACGGUACCAGAAGACGUGGCGAGCCAUCCGCUGAAGAAAACCUGUCUUGUGUUGUUGUUUUUGUCUUGGUAUAUUACUUCAUGAUGGCAGCAUGCGUUUGGUUCGUUAUUUUCACAUACGCGUGGCAUAUGAGUUUUAGAGCAUUAGGUAAAAUACAAGACAGGAUAGACAAGAAGGCGGCGUAUUUCCACCUGGUGGCGUGGUCACUGCCGCUGGUGCUGACCAUCACCACGAUGGCGUUCGGCGAGGUGGACGGCAGCAGCGUCACCGGCAUCUGCUUCGUCGGCUACGUCAAUCAUCCAAUGCGAGCUGCACUACUGUUAGCUCCGCUCUCUGUUGUGUUGAUACUCGGUGGAUACUUUCUUUUACGUGGUGUGUUUUCACUGAUUGCCGUGCGCGUAUCGAGCAAGGACGUGAUCUCAGCGCGCGCCGCCAACAAGAUCCGGCAGACGAUCACGCGCUGCUCGCUCACCGCCGCGCUCGUCGCAGUCUUCAUCACCGUCACCGUCGCAUGUCACGUCUACGAGUUUAGGAACGCGCACUCCUGGAAGGAUGCUUUCAUGAAGAAUAUCAUAUGUCGGUUGGAGGCGCUGAAGGAGUCUGAAAUGGAGUGUUCAGUGGGGGCGCGGCCGUCGGUGUCGGUGUUGCAGCUGCGUCUGUUGUGCUGCUUCGCCGCCGGUGCGCUCAUGGCUUCCUGGACGUGGACCCCGGCCGCUGCAGCCGCCUGGAGACGCUACAUGGCUAGAAAGUGCGGUUGCUCGGUGGAGGCAGACGGCACGCGGCGCGCGCGCAAGGACGAGCUGAUCGCGCGCGCGUACCGGCGGCGCGGCGAGUUCGCGGCUCGCGGCAGAAUCUCCAUCUCGCUGGGGGCAUCGCGCCAGGACCCCGUCGGCCUCGGCCUCGACCGCGCACCCAUCGACUGCCACACCGACGACAAGCACGAGAGUGGUGAGCUAUCAUCAUCAUGGGCAGCCAAUCUUCCUCGCUUCGUGCGGCGACGCGACGCCCUCGUCCUGCCCGCACACACGCACCACUCGCUCAGCUCCACUCCUGACAGGCGCAACUCUCAGGACUCCCAGAUCAGCAUCAGUCUACGUCACGUCUCUGUCGAAUCACGUCGUAACUCCCUAGACAGCCAGUUAUCUGUUAAAAUAGCUGAAAUGAAGACAAAAGUCGGCAGACGACGAACAAAACAUAGUAAAGCGAAACGAAAGGCAAGAGCCGCGAACGCGCGGAAGGAAAGUACACCCUCCAUAGAGAGUCAGAUAAGUCGAUACUGGCUUCAAGCUAUGGCUGCUAAUAAUGACCCCUCCAGGGAAGAGGUCAAAUUUAGCUUUGAUUGAGUCUAAACCUAAAGUUAUGUUAGCACACCUAUACAACAAGGUAACCUGCACAAAUCUAAACAUAUUUACUAACAAUUUUUUAGAAAUUCUGUUAAGACACACAGACAGGUCCAUAAGUUGCAUUUAAACUUUCACCAUAUUAAAGGAUGGAUUUUAAUUAACAGAAUAUUGCCUUGACUUCAAAACUCCUAACACCUGGUCAAUGGCAUUUCUGCAUUAUUUUUUUUAAGAAUAUUCAAUAAUAGUACAAAUAUAAGAUUUUUAGUAUGUGCUUUCACUUCUACGGACGUUUAAUAUUGCAAAAAGUUUGACAUUUCCUAUUUUUAUUAACUAUAUAAUAUGGUAAGUUGACACAAGUUGGACUGAAAUUCUUAUUUUUACACACAAUUUUAUCCAAAUAAUAUGAAAUUACGGUUAUAUUUUUAUAAUUGAUUGAAUGUAUGAAUGAAGUAAAUGGAUUUGAAUGAGAUGAGUUUACAAGUUUCUGUGAACAUGAUUCUAAGGAGUGAAAUUUUAUAUCAUUUAAAUAUAAGUAAUGACUAAGAUUUAUCAAGUACUAAAUAUAAGUUAUUAUUAAGAGAAAAAGUUCAAAUUAAUUAUGACUUCAUAGCUUAAAACGAAUUUCCUGACUUAAAAUGCAGUUUUACCUCAUGAUCCGGCCACUAAAAAUAAUCAUAAACAACGAAAGACUGAUCAGAAUCUCAUAUUCAUGACAAACACGCAAUAAUCUAAUAUAAUUGUGCCAUAUAAAAAAUGUCUUCAAAUGUCUCGCAGUAUGCCAAACAUUAAGCUUGUUCGUAUAUUUUUUUAUAUGAAAUUUUUGAAUAUUUUUACUACGGUAUUUAUAUAUUUUUUUACGAUAAGUGACAGAUUUACUAUUUUUAAAAGGUAACACUGAACGACAAUUAGUUUUAAAGUUGUACAAAGAUUGUAGAUGGUUGUGAUAAAUAGUUUUUUGUUGUGCAAAAUGUUGUGAAAAGCAGUGUGCAGUUUUUUGCAGCUUAAGAAAUGUAUCCGUAAGUGUGAUGAUUGAAUGUUGCCCGAGUAAAAGUUGCUGUUGUACUUCAAUACGACUAAGGAAUAUGAAAGUGAAAAAAAUACUCGAUUAUAUUUUUUUAAUGACUGUACAUACGAGAAAAAACCUAACUCACUUUACUGGAUUAAAAUUGCGAUAUGAAUGUUGAGAAGCUACUUUAUAGAGUUGUGUAAAACAAUGUCGGUCACGGAGAUUGCGUAAACACAGCCUGCAAUGUUUGGAUAAUUAACUCUGCAACAUGUUGGCAAUGUUAAUUAUCGUGUGUUUUCACUGAAACACUAGGACAAAAACAUAUAGUGUUUUCUUUAUUUUUCAAAGAAAUUGAGAGGGUUUUUGUAUGUGUUACGGUAGUAGAUAUCUGCGGUGGACCCAAGUGUCUGUAAAUUGGAUAUUAUUACCUCUAAAGUCUGCGCCAGCUUUAAAUUUUGAUUUUUUUUGUGUAAUAAUAUAAUGAAUUGAUUACCAACAGUUUAGAAAUAAUA